CUAUAUAAUCUGAGGAAUGUUCCUUUGGAAUCGUUCCGCCAACCACUGAGCUCAUAACAUGGAGUGGAAGCUGACGUCUGCAAGUCUGGGCAAUUAAACAUCCUCUUCAGCUUCCUCGGAUGCACAGUCAGUGGGGACAAAGGCUGCAACUCCGAGGGAUCGCAUCUUCAAACAGUCAGACCAAGGGUUCCUAAAAAUAAAUCAACCAAUGCACAGUUCCAAGAAACUAAACCGAAUCUUAAACAUCAUGAAUGAAACCACUGUGAUGCCAACUAUGUGCCGUUUUACGAGGCUGAGCCAGAACAGUUCUAAUAGCACACAUGCUUCCCCUUGGUUCUCAACCGCGUUUGCAGCUGUCGGACUUAUGUCGAACCUGAUUGCUUUUGUGGUGCUAAUAAGUGCAUACAGAAAAGCACAAAGCAGAUCAAGAUCAUCCUUUUUGAUUUUCCUAUGUGGCUUGGUUGUGACAGAUUUUUUAGGUCUUGCUACAACUGCAUCUAUAGUUGUUACUUAUCAUCAUUUGGAUUUCAAGUGGGAUGAAGUUGAUCCUCAGUGUCACCUUUGCCGAUUUUUGGGAUUUUCAAUGGUGUUCUUUGGACUCAGCCCUCUGUUGCUUGGGGCAACCAUGGCAGUAGAACGGUUUUUAGGAAUAAACAAGCCAUUUUUACGUUCUACCAAUUCCUCAAAACGACGUGCUUGGUGUACUGUGUUUAUUAUUUGGCUAUUUUCUUGUUGUAUUGCACUGCUUCCCAUUUGUGGACUUGGACAUUACACACACCAAUGGCCGAAUUCCUGGUGUUUCUUUAACAUGACAAACAGUCCAGGCGAUGUUGGAUUUUCAAUAUUGUUUUCUAGCGUGGGAUUGUUGUCUCUGGCAAUAUCUGUUUUUCUGAAUACAAUCAGUGUGGUAACACUGUUCAAAGUUUGCUUCAAUCGAUUAAGUGUUGAAAGGAGGAGAGACUAUGAAGUGGAGAUGAUGGUACAACUGUUGGGUAUAAUGGUUAUUGCAACAGUCUGCUGGGCACCAUUGUUAGUACUUAUCCUCAAGAAAGCUUUUACAGAUACACCAAAUGGCUUAACCCUGAAAAAAAUUCUAGUUACUUGCAUUCGAAUUGCUACAUGGAACCAGAUCCUCGAUCCUUGGGUUUAUAUAUUAUUCAGAAGGUCAGUUUUGAGGAGAUUCAGCCCAAGUCUUCGAGCAAGGCCUUCAAUCUCAUCAUUAUAUCCAUCUGUAAAUGCAUCAUAUACUCGAAGAUUUACACAAGCGUCAAUGACAACCACAUAGUCUGUUAUUGCAGCUGAAUUCAGCAGAGGUGCCACCACAUUAGACUGAUUUGUACUUAACUGUAAAUGUGUAUUUUAGAUUACAUUAAAGCAUACUUCAUCUAAAUAUGGGUCAAUCAUAAAAUGGCUUCCUGCCCUGACCUUGAUUUUCAGAAUUGCACAUGCUAAAUAUUUUUUACAUCAAACUAUGCUUGUUAUAUAAAUUCAUUCCCUUAAAAUCCAGUGUUCAGUUCUGGGUUUUAUAUAUAUACAAGGCUAUGCUAAAUUGGCUAGCAAUCCAAUGAAGCUUGCAUUGUAAGAAUGAAAAGAACUUCAAAUGUUUUAAACCAGAAACAAAAGCUGAAAAAGCUCAGGAGGUCAGACAGCAUCUGUGGAGAAAAAUCAGAGUUAACAUUUCGGGCUGAGUGAUUCUUCUUCAGAACUGAUGGUAGCUAGGAAAAUGUUGGUUCAUAUGUUGAGCUUGCAUUGUGUCCAUUCAAACCAGCUGAAGUUCAAUUGGCUAUUGAGAAUGUCUUAAAUAUGCUGGUUAAAAAGAAAAUAUAUUUUGAGGGUUUUGAAACAUAAAAAUGAACUUGGUGAGCUACCUUUCAGUAAAAAAAAUACAUUAACACAUCAAUGAGAGUUUGAAAUAAAGGAAAUCAUUAUUUUGUUACCACUUGAGACACAAAGUUAAGUAUUAAUAUUACAAAUUUAUUCAGCCACUGCCCUUGCCUGGUUCCUGCUCAACACUGAGAUUUCCAUGGCAUUUAAUGCUGAUUUUAGUUCAUAUUUAAAUCACAGUUAUUAGUGGUCAUCUUCCAGAAAUCUAAUUGUUUUUCAAAUAUACGUAACACUGAAGAGAUCACAUAUUUAUAUUCUGUGCUAUAUGUUUCUAUGAUUCUAUAAUUCUAUUAUUAAACAGACUGUAUGAAGAAGACAUAAGCCCCGUGGCAAUCUGAAAAUCACCCAUGAGAAAGAAUAACAAGAUUCACAUCAUUAUUUUCAUCAAAGAUGGCAGUCACAUACUGUUUGAUGAAUGAUGACCAAAGGAUCUGAUGACUAAUAUCAAUAAGGAGAGGAAGGCAGAAUGGAUUAGAUGCAGCCCAGAGAGAGAGAGAGAGAUAUGUAAGGGAUAAAUAAACAUUGCGGUUAUGUAUAGCAGGCCAGGACAGAAGAAAAGCUGAAUAAGUGAUAAUAAAAGAGCUAAGAGAGUUAUACUGAGUAGGCCUGCGUCAGAAAUGUUGGUGUGGGAAUACGGUGGUAUGUUGAAGUGGCAGGCAACUGGAAAGUCUUUACAGAGAACUUAGCUUGGAGCAGCAGAGUUGCUGGGUGCAGGGAGAGACACAGUAACAGGUAAUCCUAUAAAACUAAAAUGGUGUGGAUUCGGGCCUAGUCUUUACAGGCACUUAGCUUGGAGCAAAAACAGCAGCAGCAACUGGGAGGUAGAGAGGGACACGGUAAGCUGCAGGAACACUGUGAGAAUCUUCUGUGUAGCUCCUGUUGACAUCAUAGAGCUUCAAAAGGUGAGAAAGGCUCCCGAUUAGUGAGUACUGGGCACCUCACAAUUACUGGUUAACUUAGGGAACUUAGUUGCAUUUAACUUUGUGACAAAGUAGGAAAUCCAACAACAUAAGGCUAAUAAUUCUCAUCUAAGGCACUAAUUGUAAUUUUAAGAGAUAUCAGGAGAGGCCAAUCAUGCAGAAUGUAUGGUCUGUCAUAUGUGGGGAGUCCUAGGUGCUGACAGUGUCCUAGGUGACCACCUGUGCAAGAAAUGCUAUCAGCUACAGAAGUUGGAGUUCCGGAUCUCGAAGCUCGAUCAGUGGUUGGAGACACUGUGGCACAUCCACGAGGCUAAGAGUUGUGUGGCGAGCAAUUUUCAAGAGGUGGUCACACUGCAACUCAAGGGACUAGUAGAAAGAAGGGAAUGAGUCAGUCCAGAAAGAACAGGCAAGUAGUGCAGGAGUCCCCUGGGGUCCCACAUACUAUCUGGUAUUCCAUUUUGGAUGCUGGUUAAGGUGUGGUACCUCAGAGGAAUGUAGUCAGAGGUAUGCUUUUGGUACCACAAGCGGCUAGACAAUACAGGGGCGGGAGGCAGGGGGAUUGGGGGUGUGGUGGUUGUGUGGAGGAAGAAGAAAGCAAGACCAAUAAUGGGAGGGGGUUCUUUAGCCAGGGGAGCAGGCAGGCGUUUCUGCAGCUGAAGAAGUGACACCGGGGUGAUGCAUUGCCUCUCUGGUGUCAGGGUCAAGGGUAUCACUGAAUGGCUGCAGGGCAUCCUGAAAGGGGAAGGCAAUGAGUUAGAGAUCAUGGUAUAUGUUGGUACCAAGAAUAUAGGCAAAGUCAGGAAUGAGGUAUUGCAUCAAGAUUUCAGGGAGCUAAGCAGUAGAUUAAAAAACAGGACCUCAAUGGUUGUAAUCUCUGGGUUAUUCCCAGUGCCAUGUGCUAGUGAGUUUAGAAAUAGGAAAAUAAAACAGAUGAAUGCAUGGAUCAAGAACUGGUGCAAGAGGGAGGGUUUUGGAUUCCUGGGUUUUGGGGAAGGGGGGAAAGGUACAAACAGGACCAUCUGCACCUGCACUGCACUAGCACCAAGAUCCUUGCAGAUAGAUUUGUUAGUGCUGUUCGAAGGAAUUUAAACUAGUCUGGCACAGGGAUGGAACACAGGACAUCAAUGAAACUAAGAUACAUCAUGCUACAGCAAAGGAAACAAGUCACAGUGAGUUCAACUAUGUUGAGUGAUAAGAAAGUAAGGCAAGACUGGAUAGUCUUUACUUUAAUGUGAGGAGUAUAACAGGUAAGACUGAUGAGCUAUUGGCGCAGAUUGACACAUGGAAGUAUAACACUGUUGCCAUCACAAAAUCAUGUUUGAGGGAAGGUCUGAACUGGCAACUCAGUGUUCUGGGAUAUAAAAUCUUUAGACAAAACAGAGGAGGGUGUAAAAAGGGUGGUGGUGUACUGUUAAUUAAGGAUUUAAUUACUGAAAUAAGGAGAGACGAUGUCUUGGAAGGGUCCUCAAACAAGGCUUUGUGGAGAGACCUUUGGAAUGUUAAAGAGGGCAGCCACUUUACUGGAAGUGUAUUCUAGGCUCCCAAAGAGUCAACAAGAAAUAGAGGAGCAAAUAUGUAGACAGUUCACAGAGGUGUGUAAGAGUAAUAAGCGGGUAAUUAUACCAAGGCGAUUUCAACUUUCCCAGCAUUUACUGGAAUAGUCAUAGUGUUAAGGAUUUAGAGAGGGCAGAUUUCUUGAAAUGUAUCCAGGAGAGCUUUUUGUUUUAAUAUAUACAUGGGACAACUAGGGACAGUGCAGUGCUGGAUCAGAUUCUGGGGAAAGAAGCUGGACAAGUGUUGAAUGUGGCAGUAGGGGAACGUUAGGCGAUAUCAACCACAACAAGAGACGUUUCAAAUUUAUUCUGGACAAAGGAAAAGAUGGCCUUCAAAAGAUGGGAAUGUGGAUUGAAUUAAAAUAAAGCAGGCUCUGACCACAGUAGACUGGGAACGGCUGCUUGUGAGGAAGUCUACACGAAGCAAUGUGAGGCAUUCAAACAGGAGUUGGGGAGAAUGAAGUCCAAUAUGUACCCUUAGAGGAAAUGUAGGAACAAUAAAUUCAGAGAACCCUGCAUGUCUGUGACAAUUCGGGACUGGAUAAAGAAGAAGAGUAAGGCUUUCAGUGAGUCCAAAGAGGGAAUUCAGCUGCAGCCCUAGAGGAAUGCAGUAAGUACAGGAGGGAACUUGAGAAAACAAUAAGAAGAACAAUGAGAGACAUGGAAAAGGACUUGCGAACAGGAUUAGAGAGAAUCCUAAGAUAUUUUAUAAAUACUUUGAAGG
Molecule: messenger RNA, 5081 nt
Organism: Chiloscyllium plagiosum (whitespotted bambooshark)
Lineage: Eukaryota; Metazoa; Chordata; Chondrichthyes; Orectolobiformes; Hemiscylliidae
Gene: tbxa2r
Product: thromboxane A2 receptor
Biological process (GO): positive regulation of vasoconstriction; positive regulation of blood pressure; adenylate cyclase-activating G protein-coupled receptor signaling pathway
Cellular component (GO): plasma membrane
Molecular function (GO): thromboxane receptor activity
Source: RefSeq, a predicted model, not a curated record